Prosopis cineraria is the source of this 1635-nucleotide messenger RNA. RefSeq names its product 3-ketoacyl-CoA synthase 11-like. The transcript has 5 exons. Gene Ontology annotation, cellular component: membrane. Bases 1 to 1635 code for a protein of 544 amino acids. The record is from RefSeq and is a predicted model, not a curated record. Gene Ontology annotation, biological process: fatty acid biosynthetic process. Lineage: Eukaryota; Viridiplantae; Streptophyta; Magnoliopsida; Fabales; Fabaceae. Gene Ontology annotation, molecular function: acyltransferase activity, transferring groups other than amino-acyl groups.
AUGGGCAUCGAUCAGAGGCCCAUGCUCAUAAAGAGCAUUAAUAUGCUUCCCAACUUUCUUACAUCAGUUAGGCUCAAGUACGUGAAGCUUCUGUAUCACCACGUUAUCUCCAACGCCAUGUUCCUCUUUCUCAUACCAGUUCUGGUUUCUGCUUCUGCUCAUCUGUCAACUCUCUCAAUCCAAGAUAUUCUCCAGUUAUUAUGGCAAAGCUUCAAGUCCGGAUCCGGUCUCGUCCAUGUGACGCUGUGUUCAUGUCUGCUUACAGUACUCUUAGCCACCAUCUACUUCAUGAGCCGUCCACGACGUGUUUACUUGGUGGAUUUUGCGUGUUACAAGCCUGACCCAGCUUUCAUGUGCACAAAGGAGCUGUUCAUGGAAAGAUCAAGGCUAUUAGGUCACUUCUCAGAGAAGCACUUGUUGUUUCAGAAGAAGAUUCUGGAAAGAUCUGGUUUGGGACAGAAGACGUAUUUCCCUCCUGCAUUGUUCCGUAUACCAAUUAACCCAUCUUCCACUGAUGCGAGAAAGGAAGCAGAGGACGUGAUGUUCGGAGCCAUUGAUGAGCUUUUCGAGAAAACUGGCGUGAGGGUUAAUGAUGUUGGGAUGUUGAUAGUGAACUGUAGCUCCUUCAAUCCUGCACCGUCUCUGUCUGCCAUGAUCGUCAAUCACUACAAGCUGAGAGGGAAUAUCAAAAGCUAUAAUCUUGGAGGUAUGGGAUGCAGUGCUGGCCUUAUCUCUGUUGAUCUUGCCAAGCAACUUUUGCAGGUGCAUCAAAACUCUUAUGCCCUAGUGGUAAGUAUGGAAAACAUAACUCUAAAUUGGUAUACCGGCAACAACCAAUCGAUGCUCGUUUCAAAUUGCCUCUUCCGAGUGGGCGGAGCAGCAAUUCUGUUAUCCAACCGUUCAUGUGAUCGCCGCCGUGCCAAGUACCAACUUGUUCACAUAGUUCGAACACACAAAGGUGCAGAGGACAAAUCAUACAGCUGCAUCUUCCAACAAGAAGACUAUAACAAAAACCUUGGCGUCUCUCUCUCCAAAGACCUCAUGGCUGUUGCAGGCGAAGCCCUAAAAGCCAACAUCACCACCCUCGGCCCUCUGGUCCUUCCCAUGUCAGAGCAGCUUCUGAUCUUCUUCACAUUGAUCGCUAGAAAGGUUCUGAAGAUGAAGAAGGUCAAGCCCUACAUUCCAGACUUCAAGCUUGCUUUUGAGCACUUUUGUGUUCAUGCUGGAGGAAGGGCGGUUUUGGAUGAGGUGGAGAAGAACUUGAGGCUCAGGGAUUGGGACAUGGAGCCUUCGAGGAUGACACUGUACAGAUUUGGAAACACUUCGAACAGUACGUUGUGGUAUGAAUUGGCGUACAGUGAAGCUAAAGGGAGGGUGAAGAAGGGUGAUAGGGUAUGGCAGAUUGGUUUGGGGUCUGGGUUUAAGUGUAACAGUGCCGUGUGGCGUGCCUUAAGGGAAAUUAAUACUGCGAAGCAGAAUAAUCCUUGGAUGGAUGAGAUUCAUGAGUUUCCCGUUCAAGUUCCUAAGGUGGCAACCAUUGCUAACCCGAACUCAUCCAAAAAAAUUUAUGAUUGGGCUGCAGAGGACAAGGAAUUUGUUGAUCAGUCAUUAUCUCAACCAUCUUCCACUUGCUAA